Molecule: messenger RNA, 871 nt
Organism: Olea europaea var. sylvestris
Lineage: Eukaryota; Viridiplantae; Streptophyta; Magnoliopsida; Lamiales; Oleaceae
Product: protein REDUCED WALL ACETYLATION 1-like
Exons: 3
Coding region: 87-629 (180 amino acids)
Biological process (GO): xylan biosynthetic process; xyloglucan metabolic process; plant-type secondary cell wall biogenesis
Cellular component (GO): Golgi apparatus
Molecular function (GO): acetyltransferase activity
Source: RefSeq, a predicted model, not a curated record
UUUGUUGGCUUUUUUUCCCUCUUGAACAGAGCUACAAUCGUGAUCUUUUCCUUUUCCUAUACAUUCUUCUUGUCAUUGCUUCAGCAAUGACUUCUCUCAAGAAACACCAUGACAAGUCAGCAUUUUCUGGAAAAGCAAUAUUGUAUCUUAAUCGUCAUCAGACAGAAGAGUGGAAAGGAUGGAUGCAGGUUCUAUUUUUGAUGUAUCAUUACUUUGCUGCAACUGAGAUGUACAAUGCCAUUCGAAUUUUUAUUGCUGCGUAUGUCUGGAUGACUGGUUUUGGAAACUUCUCCUAUUAUUACAUCAGAAAGGAUUUUAGUCUUGCUCGAUUUACUCAGAUGAUGUGGAGGCUUAACUUUUUUGUGGCCUUCUGUUGUAUUGUUCUUAACAAUGACUACAUGCUGUACUAUAUCUGCCCAAUGCACACGCUGUUCACACUCAUGGUGUACGGGGCCCUUGGUAUUGGCCAUAAAUAUAACGAGAUAAAAUCAGUGAUGGCUUUGAAAUUUUUUAUGUGCUUUAUUUUGGUCAUCUUGAUAUGGGAAAUCCCUGGAGUUUUUGAACUUGUCUGGAGUCCUCUCACUUUUUUCCUAGGUAAGUGGCUGUAUGUAGCCUUGUUACAUUCCUGAAAUAUAUUUAUUUGUCACCUUUAACUUGGUAAACCAAAUAUACUAUGGACCUUUCCUGUAAUGUGGUUGUUAAGGAACAUAGAGUCUAUGCUCUCCUUCUUUUGUGUUUUUGUUUUUUUGCCUUCUACGGAUGGAUUGUACUUUUCCAACAGUUGGCCUUGGAAACUGUUAGGUUUCACUGGAAGCAUCCAAAAUCAAUUUGUUUACUCACUUUAAUCUGUAUAAAUACAUAUAUACACCCU